UAGCGGAUGGGGCUCUCGGCUUGAGCCGGAGGGAGGAGGAGGAGGAGGAGGAGGAAGAUGAACGGUAACCCGUGCGCCCGCAGGCUGGCCCGACGCUCCAAGUCCGCCCUGCUGAUCGCCGCUCUGGCCGUGCUGCUGGUCCAGACUCUCAUCGUGUGGAACUUCAGCAGCCUGGACUCCGCCGGCGGGGACGGAGGCGCCAGGAGCCGGGAGAAGAGAGAGGAGCGAGCCGGGGGGCUCGACAAAGCCGACGGGCACCCGCGGAGGAGCGGGCUGCAGAAGAAGGGCGACCCGCCGCCGCUCGGGAAGGCGGCUGCUCGGCACAGGCUGCAGGCGGACGUCUACCAUUCCCACCGGCCCAAAGAGAAACUUCGCCCGGACAGCAACAACAACGAGAACUCGGUCCCUAAAGACUUUGACACCAUCGACAGCAACAGCAACCUGGGAGCUCGAUCUCAGCGCCAGCGAGCGCCGUUGCCAAACGGCAAACGCAAGCUGGACAAGGCACAAGCACAAAGCAUGCUGGGAAAAUCUGCAGACGAGGUGCUCAAGUUCCCUCCCGUCCAACCGCGAGGGGCGGGCCACAACCACAACCUCACCCACGUCCGCAAACCCCACCCCCAGGUGCCGACGGUCCCGACACCGUUCCGAGGGUCCAAUCGGAAACCGGCACUCCACCGGGCGAAGAAGUCGUCCACGUCGCCACCGGCGCCGCCGCCCGGUUUGGAGCCGAGGAAAGAGCAGCCGCGCUGUGAGAUCAGCGGGAAAGAAGCCAUCUCUGCUCUGUCCAGGGCCAAGAGCCGAGAGUGUCGGCAGCAGAUAGUGGAGGUCUACUGCAAACACAAAGACCGGGCGCUGAUGCCCGAGAAAGUGCCUCGCUACUGCCCCAUCGAAGGAAAGGCUAAUAUCAACGUCCAGUGGGACGAGGGCCCCUCAGAAGCUGCCCAGCUCGUUCCGGCUCGGAUCGCCUUCGUCCUGGUCGUCCACGGCCGAGGAUCCCGCCAGUUCCAGCGUCUCUUCAAAGCCAUCUACCACACCUCGCACUACUACUACAUCCACGUGGACCUGAGGUCCAACUACCUCUACAGAGAGGUCCUGUCUCUGGCCGGCCGCUAUCCCAACGUCCGGGUGACUCCCUGGAGGAUGUCCACCAUCUGGGGCGGGGCCAGCCUGUUGACCAUGUACCUGCGCAGCAUGGAGGAUCUUCUCCAGAUGUCCGACUGGUCCUGGGACUUCUUCAUCAACCUCAGCGCUGCAGACUACCCCAUCAGGACCAAUGAGCAGCUGGUGGCGUUCCUGUCUAAGUACCGCGGCAUGAACUUCAUCAAAUCUCACGGCAGAGACAACGCUCGCUUCAUCCGUAAACAGGGUCUGGACCGCCUCUUCUACGAGUGCGACACACACAUGUGGCGUCUCGGGGACCGCAAGAUCCCAGAAGGCAUUGCGGUGGACGGAGGCUCUGAUUGGUUCCUGCUCAACCGGCCCUUCGUGGACUAUGUGGUCAACUCCAGAGACGAGCUGGUGGGCAGCAUGAAGCGCUUCUACGCCUACACACUGCUGCCUGCUGAGUCCUUCUUCCACACCGUGCUGGAGAACAGCGCCCACUGUGAGUCCAUGGUGGACAACAACCUGAGGCUCACCAACUGGAACCGCAAGCUGGGAUGCAAAUGCCAGUACAAGCACAUCGUGGACUGGUGCGGCUGCUCGCCCAACGACUUCAAGCCCUCGGACCUGCCCCGCUUCCAGCAGGCGUCCAGACCCACCUUCUUCGCCAGGAAGUUCGAGGCCAGCGUGAGCCAGGAGAUCAUCAACCAGCUGGACUCCUACCUGUUCGGGCCGUACGCCUCGGGCACGCCGGGCCUCCACGCCUACUGGGAGAACCUCUACGAGGGGGAGACGGACGGCCUCGCCGGCCUGUCGGACUCCGCGCUCAGCCACCACCACGCCUUCGCCCGCAUGGGGCUGACGCGCGCCGCCGGCUCGCUGCAGGGACAUCCCCAUGACAACAGCUGCAGGUUCAUCGUCAUGAACCACCCGGUGUCGGUGCACCUGUACUUCCUGUCGGACCAGUUCCAGGGCUACCUGGUGCGGCACGUUGCCACAAACCGAGCCUCCACCCAGCUGGAGAGCCUGGAGACCUGGGUGACCCCCAAGGACCACUUCACCCUGGCCAGCCCCGCCCCCGCCACCAACAGGCUGCAGCACGUCCAGGUGGGGGCGGACUGGGAUCCAAAGGAGCGUCUCUUCAGGAACUGGGGGGGUCUGCUGGGGCCCACGGACGAGCCGGUGGCCGUGCAGCGCUGGAGCCGCAGCCAGAGCAACCUGACGGCCACCGUGGUGUGGAUCGACCCCACCAACGUCAUCGCCGCCACCUACGACAUCCUGGUGGACGCCGCCGCCGAGGUCACCCACUACCGGCCCCCGCUCAGCCCGCCGCUGAGGCCCGGCUUGUGGGUGCUGAGGGUUCUGCACCACUGGAACCCGCUGGGUCAGACCUCCUUCGUCGUGGCGCCGCUCGAGUUCCACCGCCAACAGCCGGUACUGCAAGAGGAUGCUCUGCGGUUGCACGGCGGCCCCCCCAGGAACUCCUACAUGGAGCAGAGCUUCCACGGCCUGAACCCGGUGCUGCGGCUGCCGGUGAGCCUGGGCGCCGUGGAGGAGGCCGAGGCCAACGCCGGCCUGACGGGGGCGCCGCUGCGCCGCUGGCUGGACCGGCUGCUGGAGGGCCACUGGUCGGCCUCGGACGUCUGCUCCAUGGGCCCCAGCGCCUGCCCCGUCAUGCAGCGCUGCCCUCACACCGGCUGGAGCUCGGCCAGCCCCGACACCAAGUCCCAACUGAGCCCGCCCAGAGACGACGGGCGGAUCAGGUAGCAGGAAGUGGACCAGAGGAAGUGGACCAGAGGAAGUGGUCCAUAAGAAAGUGGACCGGAAAAAGUGGUCCAGAGGAAGUGGACCGGAGGAAGUGGACCGGAGGAAGUGGUCCAGAGAAAGUGGACCGGAAAAAGUGGUCCAGAGGAAGUGGACCGGAGGAAGUGGUCCAGAGAAAGUGGACCGGAAAAAGUGGUCCAGAGGAAGUGGACCAUAAGAAAGUGGACCGGAAAAAGUGAACCAGAGGAGGUGGACCGGAAAAAGUGGUCCAGAGAAAGUGGACUGGAGGAAGUGGUCCAGAAGAAAGUGGACCGGAAAAAGUGGUCCAGAGGAAGUGGACCGGAGGAAGUGGUCCAGAG
Molecule: messenger RNA, 3227 nt
Organism: Cyclopterus lumpus (lumpfish)
Lineage: Eukaryota; Metazoa; Chordata; Actinopteri; Perciformes; Cyclopteridae
Product: xylosyltransferase 1-like
Exons: 11
Coding region: 58-2871 (937 amino acids)
Biological process (GO): chondroitin sulfate proteoglycan biosynthetic process; heparan sulfate proteoglycan biosynthetic process
Cellular component (GO): membrane
Molecular function (GO): protein xylosyltransferase activity
Source: RefSeq, a predicted model, not a curated record